Humulus lupulus (European hop) is the source of this 2398-nucleotide messenger RNA. RefSeq names its product dolichyl-diphosphooligosaccharide--protein glycosyltransferase subunit 2. Gene Ontology annotation, cellular component: oligosaccharyltransferase complex; membrane. The coding region runs from base 139 to 2217 and encodes 692 amino acids. The record is from RefSeq and is a predicted model, not a curated record. The transcript has 20 exons. Gene Ontology annotation, biological process: protein N-linked glycosylation. NCBI's taxonomy places the organism in Eukaryota, Viridiplantae, Streptophyta, Magnoliopsida, Rosales, Cannabaceae.
GGACUACUAAACUCGUUCUUCUUUAGUUAGGGAGUUGGGUCGCGCAGACCAGUCUAGACCAGUCCCCUCGCUCAGCUAAGUCAUCGCAGAGGCUCUUCCUCAGCUCCAUUCUCACCGUCUUCUCCAACCAUUUCUCCAAUGGCGGCCAGAACCCUUGCGGGAUUUCUGGUACUGGCUUUGGUGAUUACGAUCUGUGAAGCUGCAUCUGUGUUUCAACCGAUCACCCACGCUCAUCGAUCUGCGGCUUCACAGCUUUUCACUCCCGUCGAUGGCUCCUUCCCCAGUUUAGAAGAGGCAUAUGAAGCCCUAAGAUCAUUUGAGAUUCUUGGAGUUGAUAAGAAGCCUGUUAUAAAGAGCGCCACAUGUCGUUCUGUUAUUGAAACUCUCGGGUCGUCAUCUUCUUCUCCAAAGGAUUUGUUCCAUGCCUUGGGAGUUAAUGGCAUAUUGAAAUGUGAAGUUAAGGACCAGCUUUUUGAGGGUAUUGUUCCAAAACUUAAAGCUGUAGUCAGCAGUGCAAGUUCAUUACUGGACUUUUAUUACUCGAUUGGAAGUUUGGAUCUCAUUAAGGAUCAAAGUUCUAACGUCGAUGUUCUUCUUAGUGAUGCUGAUGGAAUCUUUCGUUCUAUCAAGGCUUUGAGCCAGAGUGAUGGAAGGUGGCGGUAUAGUUCUAAUAAUCCAGAAUCUAGUACCUAUGCUGCGGGAUUAGCAAUUAAAACACUUGCUGGUGUUAUCUCUCUGGCAUCUUCUGAAAUCGAUCAAUCAGUGAUUGGAACAUUGAAAAAUGAUAUAUCAAAGCUUUUUGACAGUAUUGAGAAAUAUGAUGAUGGGACAUUUUAUUUUGACGAAAAAGUUGUUGAAGCUCAAGAACAUCAGGGUCCUCUUUCGACUACGUCUUCAGUUGUUCGUGGGCUCACAGCAUUUGCAGAUGUCACUUCUGGAAGUAUAAAGCUUCCAGGGGAAAAAAUAUUGGGGUUGGCAAAAUUUUUUCUUGGCAUUGGCGUUCCUGGUGAUGCCAAAGACUUCUUUAACCAAGUGGACUCGUUAGCUUGUUUGGAAAACAAUAGGGUUUCUGUCCCACUGAUUUUAUCACUUCCAGCUUCUGUGCUUUCUUUGUCUAAGAAGAACCAGCUCAAGGUUAAAGUAAAUACUGUGCUUGGAUCAAAUGCACCUUCUUUGACAGUGAAGCUGGUGCGAGCUUCGAAAUCUGGUUCAAAGGAUGGUUCAAUAAUUGAGAGUCAGGAUCUCAAAUUUGACAAAGAAAGUGAAUCCCAUUUCUUGGAUUUGCCAAAGACUGUUGACGUUGGGAAAUUCCUGUUUGUUUUCGAGGUGGUCCUUCAUGACUCCGAGCUUGAAAAAGUUUAUGCUACUGGAGGCCAGACUCAAGUACCAGUAUAUGUCACAGGAUUUAUCAAAGUUGAUAAUGCUGAAAUUACAGUACUUGAUAGUGACCUCGGGAGUGUGGAAUCACAGAAAAAACUGGAUUUAGCUGGAGAAAAUGUUGUCUCAGUAUCAGCAAACCACCUUCAGAAGCUGCGCCUGUCCUUUCAACUAACUACUCCUCUUGGGCAUGUCUUUAAGCCUCAUCAGGUUUUUCUUAAGUUGAGACAUGAAACCAAGGUUGAGCAUAUAUUUGUGGUGGGAAGUUCCGGCAAAAAGUUUGAGAUAUUUCUAGAUUUUCUUGGUCUGGUUGAGAAGUUUUACUAUCUCUCAGGAAGCUAUGACAUUCAGCUUACUGUAGGUGAUGCUGUAAUGGAAAACUCUUUCUUAAAGGCUAUUGGUCAGAUUGAGUUGGAUCUACCUGAAGCCCCUGAAAAGGCCCCACGUCCUCCUCUUCAGCCUGCUGAUCCUUACUCUAAAUAUGGCCCCAAAGCAGAAAUAAGUCACAUCUUCAGGGUUCCAGAGAAGCGUCCCCCAAAGGAGCUCUCUCUUGCUUUCUUGGGUCUUACCUUUGUGCCACUUAUUGGUUUUUUGAUUGGGCUAUUACGAUUAGGGGUGAAUUUCAAGAACUUCCCUUCUUCAGCAGUACCCGCCACAUUUGCUAUCCUUUUCCAUCUUGGCAUUGCAGCAGUUCUCUUCCUCUACUUUCUUUUCUGGUUGAAGUUGGAUCUAUUUACGACGCUGAAAGUGCUUGGUUUCUUGGGAGCUUUCUUGCUCAUUGUGGGACACAGAAUUCUUUCCCAUCUAGCCUCCUCAUCGACCAAGUUGAAAUCUGCUUGAGAAGAUGUCAACUUCUUAAUUUCUAGAGUUUUAUCCAAUUUUGUAGGACUCUUCUGUUUGUGUUAUUAUACCUGACGAGAACAGUAUAAAAAAAAUGGAAAGCUGUAUUCUCUGCCCUGAAUCUUUGCACAUCUUUGGGUAAUUUAACGUGAGCAACUUAAAAGAAAGAAGAGUUCACCCA